Molecule: messenger RNA, 1110 nt
Organism: Ylistrum balloti
Lineage: Eukaryota; Metazoa; Mollusca; Bivalvia; Pectinida; Pectinidae
Exons: 3
Coding region: 146-1072 (308 amino acids)
Source: RefSeq, a predicted model, not a curated record
UGUUACGAGCGGGCGUCAGUAACACAGACGGAUCCACCUGACAUCCAGUCAAAGAUCGUUUCGAGGAGCUUAAGAGUUGUAUGAAACAUCACACACAGACGAGAAUGUCUAGCUAUUCUUAAUUUUCUGCGGGUGGAAAUCCAAUAUGGCGUCCCCGUUUAUCAAGUGUUGCCGGUCCGUGAAGCACCUGCCUACUAGGCUGAUAUGUGUCCUGAUCCUUCUGCUACAGGCGGCCGGCCUAGACUACUACCUAGUCACCUACAAAAACCUAAGUUGGGCAGGAUGGGCGGCUGCCGACAUUGUCGUCCUCAUCCUUCUUAUCAUCUCCUUUUAUUUCGGCUACAGAUUUCACCAACGACAGAAGUCGUCUGAAGAAGAAGACACCGAAGAUCUUGAAAUACACACACGUGUCGGAGUUGUUACCUGGUUUGUAUAUGCAUCAGUUUUAUGUUUCAAAGUGGCUUAUGCAUUUAAAGACUUUUCACACAAGUUGGAUGAAAAUGAUUUCUUUGGAGAAAACACACUGAAAACAACAAUUGCAUUAGCUGGAAUAGUUUUCCUGAUUUUGCUCACCACGCUUCACGAUGCUAAGCCAGGUUCUGGUAGGCGUAAGUAUAUUGAUGAACUGACCGGUACAGUCAUAUUCGACAUUUUAGAUUGUGUAGACAGCAUGGAGAUUUUAUUCGACGAAGAAGCACGUGCAAAUAUUCUACCGAGUUUGGAUGACACUAUUAUAGGAAUUGCUUGCAUUAACUUUCUGUUGCCGACAAUUCCACUGAUAACUCUUGCGAAAACGAAUUUUGGGCAUAAAAAACUAUCGGAAAAAAUGGUAAUUCUACAUAAAGUGUUGCUGGCAUUCAUGGUAAACCUUCCACUUCUGAUCACUCGAAUGGUUGUAUGGCACGGAAUGAGUCACGGAAUCUCAAUAUUCUCUUUGAAAAAUAUUAUUGUUAUUGGUAUGGUGUCAUAUGACCUUUACGAAACUCAUGAAAGUGAAGAAGAUGACCCAGCUCAGAGACAUUCGGAAAACAAUGUCCCCAGUUAUGCUUUGGAGGAUAGGUUUAACUAUUAGGACCUGUUUUAUUUGUUCCUUAACGAUGUUUGAUCGUG